Messenger RNA from Bursaphelenchus xylophilus (pine wood nematode), 15892 nucleotides. NCBI's taxonomy places the organism in Eukaryota, Metazoa, Nematoda, Chromadorea, Rhabditida, Aphelenchoididae. The record is from the annotation of a GenBank genome assembly.
AUGCUGAGCCACCAGCGACAAUGGAAUCCGGAGAUUGUUGGGGCCUCCGAAGAGAUGGACAAGCUGAGUUUGGACAGUGCCGUCAGUUCCGAGGGACUGGCAAGGUAAGGGGAGGAUAUGUAUUAUAAUUUGGGCAUGAACAAGCAAUUUGGAAAAGUGUGUGUACCAAAAUAAUUUUAGGAGUAUCCAGAAAAAAUUUAGCUCGAAAUAGACUUCUUAUUUAACGAGUAAUUUGUGUAGGAAAAUUUCAAAUUCUAAAAAAUGAAGCGACUAGAAAAAACAUAUAUUUUACAAUUACACAAGUAUUUACUUAGAAUAUCUUAAAAAUAUGGACGAUUACUCAAAAAAUCUUCGGAAUCAAGCCCUAAAGCUUCAAGUCUUUAUAGGGAAACCGGGAUGUUCGAUUAUCUUUGUCUGCAAAAGAACACAUCAAUUUAUGAGGCUUGGCAAAAAAGCCCUUUUGUUAUUCAGCCAAUAAAAUAUUGGGAAACGAGUUCUUUGAUCCCAUUGUUUCGUAAAACAUGUAAAAAUAAUUUUUUUAACCUUAACAACCGUAUUUUACCGCAACUUUUUUUCAGCAAUUCCGCCGGCGAAAUCUCCGAAGAUGACAUUCAGAUCUCGGCCGACCUAACAGUCAGCGAAAUUGAAAAAAUAAAAAAUCUCAAAACAGAAAUUGGCAAGGAACUGCUGGAGAAAACGCCGUUGAUGAACGACGAGUUCUCUCUUCAUCGAUGGAUUUGUGGAUGGGAUAACAAAGUUGGUAAGUGCAAUAUUUUAUGAAUUAUUUUACAUUUGUUUAUCAUACACAAAAAAUGAUAAGCAAGGGUGGUAAUUACUGUCUUAAAACGGCUAUUUGUUACUGCAUUCCUCUUCAUUUAGUAAAUAGACGGGUAUUAUGUCUAAAGUCAUAAGAAAAGAUAGCAAUUACUUUGGUUUUGAGAGUUUUUUUAUGUUUUUUGCUGGUACUUUUAUCAUUUUUACCUUUAAAUUUUGACUUCCGGGUAUUAAAAAAUUGGUUUACAAUUCGGAAGGCUAAGUCGUAUGUUUCGGUUAUUUGGAACGUUUUCCAGGUCAAGGUUGAUGUGUAGAUGUCUCACAAUCUUGAAAUCAGAAAAAUAUUUAGGUCCUUGGGAUACACACUACACUUUUAUUAGGUUGGAUUAAAAGUUAUGACAAUUUUCUCGCAAAAGUUUGAAGUCGAUUAUUUUCUAGCUCAGAUCCCUCCUUUUUUGACAUAGUUAUAGACUAAUAGAUGGCUUAUCGAAGCUUCAUUUAGGGUGUAUUUCUAAGCUUUACGGCAUAGCCGAGAUUUUCUAUUGCUAAAACCUCGGUAGUGCCCUGAUUUUGGCAGGAUACGAAGCGACUCAAGUCACGUCCCUCAGCCAGCCGCUGCUGGUCUCAGAUUGGUGUUAUUACAAUCUUCAAGGAUCGUAGAAGACGCUGACAUAGCAUCCUUACUAGGUAGUAAAGACAACUUAUUUAUAGGCUGUUUUUCUUCGGAAAGUUGCCGGAGCGGUCGGCCGAAAAGGCGUCUAAAAAACCAGCGCCUGGGGUUUCUAUGUUCCAUUUUUAUAACUCGUAGUACCACGAGAUCACUUGUCUGUUGUCACACUAAACAAAUUUUACUUAUGUUGCGCUCUAGUUGUUGUAGAACUAGGAUUAAAACACAAUUUCAAUCUACAUGUCCAAAAAGUGACCACAACUUCUAAUCCUCCCAUUUUCAGCCGAGAUCCUCCCCCGCUACGCGCAAAUGUCCGAGAUUGUGGAAGCCCUCGGCUUCAACGAGUUCGUCGUCAACGAUGAGGACGAGGUGAACACAACCGUCGUGAAAUACAACCAUCUCGCCCAAUUCUUCGCCGGCGGAGUGAUGGGAUUCGAUAAUGACGGGGAUCUGAUCACCUGCUCUUUCCUCGGCAAUGUGAGGCCGAGAACGCUGGUCAAGUGCGGCAGCACCCAUCAGGUCUUCAAGAUGGCCAUUCUGGAUGCUGUUUUGAUUAUGAAGUUGUUGAAGAAACGAGAGGAGAAGACGGGGAAACAGGCGGGAUGCAAGAUCAUCAUGGAUCUGAGUGGAUUCGGGAUGGAACAUUUGUUUGCACCCACUGUUAAGAUCUACUUGAACUUGAUCAAAUUGCUGCAGGUAAUAAUUUGAAUAAUUUACAGACUUUUGAAAGAAAACAGCUCAGAUUUUGAUGAAAUUUGACAAAAUUAAAAUUGCAAUUUUCUCUAAAAAUUAGACUUUAAUUUCCCCAUUUCUUCAGGACAUGUUCCCCGAGCUGACCCGCAAGAUCUAUGUCAUCAACUCACCCACCAUCUUCACAACCGCCUUCGGACUGAUCAAGCCGAUUUUGUCGGAGAAAACACGAUCAAAAAUCGAAAUCUUGGGCUCAAAUUAUCAGAAAUUUUUGUUGGAAGAACUGGGCGAACAUAAUGUAUAUCCACUUUAUGGAGGCAGCAAGAAACCGACGAAAGGAGAUUCGGAAACUGGCACGCUCCGAAUGGGAGGAGUCCCGCACAAGGAGAAUAUGUAAGUUGUUUUUCGGAUAAGGUCGAUAGAUUAGGGCCUAUGUUGCUUUCAUUUUGCAAGGCAUUUAGCUCAAACUGAGAGCAAAAUUUUUAAGGGAAUAUACGAGACUUUACACUUGAAAAAAAUCGUCGAGAAAUGUCUGGAAAAUCGACAUGCUUUCUGCGGUUUUCAUCUCGAUAAAAUGGAAGUACUAUGUAUUGCCUAACAAUGUAAAAUUCUAAUACGAAGUCCGUGUAUUUUAACAAGUGAAAUUCAGAAAAAUACGGCCAAAAGAGUUUUUUCUCUGACCGCUCUCCCCAGUUUCUGUACUCUCUAAUCUUCAAACGUCUAGGCUAAAAUUUUCAGCACUUGAAAUGCUGCUUAUAACCUCUUAAUUUUCAGCUACAACCCGAUCUAUUGUCCCCACAGCGUCGAUGAUGACAAACUCACCAAGAUCAAUGUCCCCGCCCGUUCCAAAAAAUCGCUUGACUUUGAGUGCAAAGCCGGCCAGACCCUGAAAUGGUUCUUCAAAUCCUCGGGAGACAUUGAUCUCUCCGUCUACCUGGACAACAAGAUCUUGUACAUGCCAAAACUCCGGCUGAACACCGAAUUUGUGCCCGAAUUUGAUGAGGUUUUAUGCAAAGCCGAUGGGACUUACUCGAUCAUCUUCGACAAUUCGUUCAGCACAUUCUUCAGCAAAGAUGUGAGGCAUCAUAUCCAGAUUGUUGAUUGAGAUUUCUUGUUUGUUUUUACGGGUAUUAGCUGUUAGAAAGUAGUGUCAUUGUAACCAUAUCUCUCUACAGAACACAUUCGUUUUUACGGUCAUUCACACCAUAUUCGCAUGCCAUUCCUAUGAAAAAAUGUUGAAAUUCAAUCAUCAUAUUGUACAGACAUAUAUUAUAUAAAUAAAAAAAUUUAAAUUUCUGAUUUCUUGGAUGAAUUUUUUGUCAGGAGUAAUACAAAUUGAGAUGUGACAAGGGCAUGAAACUCUGUAUUUUUCAGUUGACAGAACAAUGGAGAAAAAAUCAAUAUGAUUCAGCUUCUAUUUUGACUGUUAUGCACUUUCAAGGCCGUCAUCAUCAACUACCUUUCAUGAGUAAUAUAAUUUAGAGACACACGUGCAACAUCAACAAACUCUAUUAAAAAGAGCAGCUCCAGUCUGUUAGUUUUAAUUUAAAAUACAAUAAUAUCUGGGCCGUUACCUUGGCUUCUGGAAAUCGGAAAGAAUUUCAUCAUAAAAGCAGAGGGCGUAUUUUACUAAUAUUUUGACGCCCCUAGUUCAAUGCCACCUCCAUAACUUGGCAAACCGAUAAAAUCGAUAUUUCAUCAGCUUGUUAUAAGAAUAUCUGGGCCGUUCCCGGAAGCAGUGCAAGACCGGGCCGACCCGUGCCGAGCGGAAGGCAAGCCUUCACAACUCCGCUGGUCCCAAAAAUCUGUUAAUCUCGAAUGACUUCAAUAGAAGUCGUACCGGAGAUUAAACCGAUAAGAACAGAUACUACACUUUGAUCUUAGCCAAAAGGCCGAGAAGCGAUAAAGAACUGGGGAAUUUGGAUUGGUUCUGCUUUCUUUUUCGAGGAAAAGAAAUGGGUUCUCUUUCGGGGCGAGGAAGUUAGAGAAAGGUUUGGAAGAACGAGGAGAAAAAGGGCUUGUUGCGCAAGAAAUGCUGGUACAAGUGGAUGCAGAUCCUUCUCCUUGUUAUCUUCUUUCAUAAUUCAUGUCAUGAUGACAUACUUCUCGUCCAAAAUUUCACUUUUUAUUUUUAUAAAUUUUAAAUUUUCGAGUACCAGUCGAUAAAAAAUUUAUGACUGCAUUGAAAAUUUUCGAUGAAAUUCAUUUUUAAGCCCCGUAUUUUACCGUUUACUUCCCUAAUUCUCCUCCAAAACUAAUUGUUCCUCUUUUCUCUGUUCCAAACCCACUUUUUUGUCCUCAAAAAACAUGGCCAAACCAUUCGGCGUGGGCGAGAAUUAGAUGGCGCUCUGAUCUUUUUUCUUUUUCCCUUCCGGCCAACUGUUUUUGCCCUGAGGGGAUGCAAAAAAAAAGUUCGCCGAUUUUUUGUUUUUGGGCUUUUUGCUUGUAAUUAUUGCGUUCCCGAGGUGUUUUUUAUAUGUUUUGGGUGUAGAAUCAGCUCAUAAUUAAAAUUCAUCCGACAUUAUCCUUGAUUUUAUGAGAAUCUGGCUGUCUUUGGCCCUGACUCCGUAUGAUUAAUCGAUUUUUUUUGUUUUCCGUCACUGCCUUUGGCUUUGCGGAGGGCUUUUUGUCAUCAGAAGGUCUAGUGGAACGGCCACGAUUUUUUUAUCGUCACUUUUGCAGAGUUCGUCGCGUAAAUGAUGACGACUUUUUUAGAUUUCAAGAUGAAAGUGAAUUUUGUAUUUUUUCUUCUCUAAAAGACACCUUUUUAUGCCUCUAUCAGACAGAUUAAUGAGGGAGCUUCAUGCCCUCCCAGGUCCCUUGGCCAAACUUUUCUUCUUUUCUUUUGGUUUUUGCAAAGGAAGUUAUCUUUAGGGUAAAAUACGAAAAUUUGAUUCAACCUAAUAGAUGGGUAGAAUAGGGCGUCCAGGCAAUAUCUUGUGAAGAGACUGCAGAUUCAUCUAUCGUUUUAAUUUGAGUAAUUCUUACUUCGAAUCCGAAAAUGGUGAUAUAAUAAACAAGAGUGUUAUAGCCAAGUGACGAGAUCAAGUUCAGGUGUGAAAGAACAAGUUUUUGCACUUUUUUUGUCCAUCUUUUGUUGCUGAUUAUAUUCGCUUCUUUCUCAAUUUCAGUUCUUACUUUGUAGACUCCGUAUUUUACAAAAAAAUUUACGAAAAGUUUUGCAACUUUUCAGGCUGGGUUCCGAGCCUCAAGGUAUCCAAGAUCCUGGUAAUAAUGAUGAGGAAAAAUCCAAAAAUUUUCCUUAUGUUAAUUAAUGUAAAACCCUUCUCGAAAAAUCCAUUUUUUUAUCCGAAAUCAAAAAAAAAAAUCCAAAUAUUUUUAAUUAAAAAUCGUUGUUAAAACUCGUGCCUUCGAAUUUCAGUCCACACGUAUGUUUUUAUUGGCACAAUUAAUACUGUACUGUAUCAAAUCUUCUUUUUCCUUCCUAAAAAUUGUCUCAACCUCCCUUCCUGAAGAUCUCUCCCUCGAUUUCUGACGUUCGUUGCCGACUUUUCAAGGCCAGACCUCAUGUCUUUUUGCGUAAUUCUCCUUUCGAGAAAUUUGUUUCCACUUUUUGAGAUGUCACAAAUCCCUUCCCCAACGUGAUGUGAUCUACAAACCACCUAAUCUCGCUCUCUUCAAUAUAAUUUUAGGGUCUCAAAGUGAUGACAGAGCCGACUUCGGAAUUCUCGUUUAUCGGCCGCAAAGAUUCCGCGAAUUUGGAGAGCAAAAGUUACAGCGGUACGUCGGAGUCGACAGACACCACGGUUAUUGAUAAUAGAGGGCUUGAUUAUGGGGGCAAAAUAAGCGAUAAAGAGCCGAACAGUACUGCUUCGGACGAUUUGGCAUACGCAGAGUAAGUUGGCACCAAAAAUGAUGACUUAACUUUGUUUGCCCUACCAAUUUGACUCUUCAAAUUUCAGCAACUCCAUUUCCCUCUCCUACCCGAAUUGGGGCGGCGCUUCCACAGCCUCAGAGCCCGUCCCCACCGACGAUCUCACUUCCCUCUCAACGACGGUUACAAACGCCACAGAAGACCCUCGAAUCUACCUACAUGACGAAAAGAUAGAGCCUCAUCGAAGCUCGAUUCUACAGAAGACGGCAUUGGAGCAAAUCAAUGAAUCCGAGGCCUGGAGCAAGGCCGAUUUGGCCUUGAUGAAAGCCAAAACUUUCGCUGACGAUGUGGCACAACGAAUGUCAAAAUAUAUGAACAACGACGGGAAUGAGACGGACGCCAGAAAAUUGCAGCACGACAAUGAUGUGAACGAAAGAAUGGAAGCGUAUUUCAGCGAGGAUCUGCCGGAACGACCCGACUUCUCGAAGUACUUGAAUCGAAAGAGGGACUAUGGGUUAGACGCUGAUGAAAGACAAGACUUGAAGGGGAGUGGUAGAGGACACGACGAUUAUGACAGCAAGAAGCCAAGAAGCGAUGUAUUCGGUCAUGGGACACGCUCUGAAAAUGAGCAAGAAACGCAGCCAAGUGGUGUUUUUGGCCAUGGAACGAGGAAUUCGGACGUUUUUGGACAUGGAACCGGAAAUACCGACCGUUACAGCAGUUCACAAUAUGAUACUGACGUUGAUGGCGGUGCACAGGGUAACGUGUUUGGACAUGGAACAAGAAAUUCUGAUGUCUUUGGCCAUGGAGUCGACAAAUACGAUGACAAUUCUACGCAAAAGGCUCAUCAAAGACAUCUUUUUGGCCACGGAACUGGCAACAAAGUGCCAGAGAAUACGCCCAGCGACACUCCCAAGAACAACAAUUCUCCUCCAACUGAAGCGACUGCUAACAACCCCGAAGGCAUUGUAGUCACCCAGCCGUCGGCUGAAGUCGAAUUGGACACCGAAGAAAUCCCUCCAGAAAAGUUGCUGAACACCUCGAGACGAGGAAGUUUUGUCUUUGGAUUUGCUCCAAGCGACAACGAAGACGACGAUUUUGAUCCGGUCGCUGAUUUAAUCAACGAACUCGUCUAUGAGACCAACGAAAUCAACAAAAGUAUGAGUGAAGCGGCCUCAAAGCACAACACAAUCUCCACCGACAACACCGAGAAGACUUUGCAGAACGAUGACGACACGGAUAAUGACCUGACCGAGCCCAUUCAACCACCACCAGCUGGACCCAUUUGGGAUAUUAAUUAUGCAAUUGGGCUGAGUGAUCGACCGAAGGAUGUGGCCGGAUAUGUGGUCAUAAACAAGGUCGACGAGAUCCUGAGCAAAGACAAAGAUGGAAAACCAAUUGUGUUGAGGGGAGGAAGCUUAGACGGAAGUCCGAAGCUGAACGAAAGAAGGGAUCAUUUGACAAGGCAAGCCAGGGUAGCCAGCGAAAGCGAAAAUGGCCUGGAAGAAACGGAAAGCUCUCGGAUGGAGACAAUUCAUGAGGGUCGGACUGAUUCUCAAGACCACCCCGCAGCCUCGGAGAUUUCCAAAACUCCUGAAGCCAUUCCGACGCCAGCAGCCGACCAAACAUCCGAAAAUACGACCACAAAUCUUCCUCAUGACCCCGAUAAAAAAUCUCUGGAAUUCCCCAAAAAACACGGGGAAACAAACACAACAGGCCCUGAGGCGAAAAGCGUGGAGGGGCAUGGAACAAGUGUUAUUAGCGGCAAGAUUGAUAACGCCCAAUUUAACGAAAAUCCAAACGAAACGUCAGAGAUCCCGGUUGUUUCAGCUCAAACUCCGGCACGAGUUUCUAAUUCCGGCGAUAUGGCGUCUGGUUUAGCGUCAACUACGCCGAUUGCUACUGAUAUUCCUGCAGGCACUACUAGCCAAACGGUGGGAUCAAUUUCAAUGGAAAUGGAGCCAAUGAAGAUUGUUCAAAAGCCUUCUUUUGGCCAGAAAACAACUUCCAUUCAAGGAUUCAGAACUCCCGGACCGGCCGCUGAAGUUGUGACGGUCGAGACGAAGUUUCCAGAAAGCGUUCCGCCUCCGGAGCCGGCUGUUCCAGGCGACACUUUGGCUUUUAUGGUCCCAAAUAAUGUGCUGGAUCAGGUAGUUAAGAAUGUGCAGGAGAAUGAAGACAAAAAUGGAUCGACUGCAGCCAAUCCAACUGCUCAAACUCCUGUACAGCCAAGUUCUCAAAUCCCAACAUGGUCAGCAACCUCUAAUAUCGAACCGAGUCAACCCAAUUCCGAGGAUUCUGAAGCCAAACCGGUUGAAAUUCCAGUUCAAAUCCAGUCCGAGGCCGAAUUUGCGGCAAACAAAGUCCCAGAGAAAGUCACAAUAACUCCAGAGAGUAAUGAUGAGGUUGUUGUGCAAGUCCCUAUCAACGUAAUUAACAACGAUGAUUUGCCAAAGGAGCCAAUCAAGGAUAACUACGAUAGCGAGAGUUUAUUCAGCGUGGUCAGUGGAAACAGUCUACCGGAACUAUCGAACGGUGAGAAGAUAGAUGAACCGGUGCUGAUAAAUAAGGUGGAUACUGAUCAUCUACUAAGUUUUGGCGUCAAAAAGGCUGAUGAGACUGCCGUCCCACCAAAUACACCAUCAAGUGGACAAAAUGGACUGAACGGAAGUGAAAAAGUUGAGGAAAUCAGUUUACCGCAAGGCUUAGUACAACCUCAAGAGGUGAAAACUCAACAACCUGCACAACAGUCAACACAAUCGCCGGAAAAACAGUCAGAAUCCAAUAUUUUCGAAGGCGCUGUGGCUAAUGAUUCGACUGAAAAAGAAGUCGAGGAUGUUGUUGAUAUGAGUGUUGAGUUAACUCAAGCUUCAGCUGAAGGAUCGAGGGUAAACGAGAUCACGUUGAACGUCAUUAUAGAGAGAAGAUCUGUCGGAGAAUCGGCAGAAGCGUUGAGCUUGGAGGAAAGUGAGCUUCUGGCAGACGAAUUAACAAAAUCAGCAGCCGGAGAGGUCCCACACAAGGUUGGAGACGAAACGAAAGAGGGCGAUGGACUCGUGAAGAAGGCUGAAGAAGAGAGAACCGAGACUAAAGUGCCAGUUCAAGUCGACGCAAAGGCCGCAAGCGACGUUAAAGUGGCCGAACAAGCUGAAGGUAAACAGACUGAGACUACCUCAGCAAAGGAUGGAAAGGGUAGCGAAGUCCAGCCAAUUGAGACGCAAGAUGCUCAAUCAUCGGGUUACAAGUCGGAUGGAGUUGAGAUUCCAGUAGAAAUCAACAAACCAUUUGAACCAGUCAAAGAUGCUGAUUACGGUACUGAAAUCCCAGUGGAAGUCAAUAAACCACUAGACGGUCCAGCUCAUCCAACAGAAGUUGGAGCUUUAGAGAACGAAGAUGCCAAGUCUACAACUUCUCAAGUGUCUUCGGAUAUCUAUGGAUCAAAAACUUCGGAGUUUGGAACCGAAAUUCCAGUGGAAAUCAACAAGCCAUUUGACGGUCCAGUUAACCCUCCAUCCGCUCCUCAAGAAGCACCAAGUCAAGCUCAUCAACCUGACAACACCUCGGGCUAUGGUACGGAGAUCCCAGUGGAAAUCAACAAACCUUUGGAUGGUCCAGCUCACCCUACACAAGUAUCACAAAAAACCAGUGACGGUCCGGUAAACCUUUCCGACUUGAGCAGCACCUCACUUCUGGAAAAGAAACCAGAUGACAAAGAAAGCAAAGAGCAGCUAGUCCAAGCUGUAAAGUCUUCAGAAGCCCCAGUGAACCUCGGUGAUCUUGACAAUAAAUCACUUCUGGAAAAAACGCCUGCGGAAAAGAAGAGUGAAAGUGGUCAACCAGGUGCCAAGGAGGAAAGUGCAAGCUCAGUUCAACAAGAACCAGUAAAAGAUCGUGACUAUGGUACGGAAAUAAUAGUGGAAAUCAAUAAACCCCUUGAUAAGCCGGCUGAACCCGUUUCCGAAGGGACUGUAGAUCAGAAAUCACUGGAGGAAGCAGCGAAACAAGCAACUGAAAUUCCAGUGGAAAUUAACAAACCGCUCGAAGGACCAGCACAACUAAACGACUCUGGAGUUACUCAAGACGCUGCUAAUGUUGCCGAAGCCAAAGAAUCUGCACAAUCGGUUGAUGAACCGCAGAAACUACCCGAAGAAAUAAAGCCCGAGGAGUCCAAAAUAUCUGAAGUUAACACCGAGAAAUCUUCCGAGCCAACAACAGCUGAGAGAGCAGCAGAGAAGCCUUCAGAAUCUCAGCCAACAGAGCCGUCUGAAGAUCAAAAAGAGCAUAGGAAAACACCAAUCAAACUUCAUGAACCCGUCCAACGAACCGAUUCCCUGGGUAGAAUCAUUCCAAUUUUGUAUAUCAAUGAAGAACCAAUUACCUCACCUCCUCAUGAUUACAAACCCUUAGGCUAUUCUCGACAAUUGGCUAAGAAAGAAGCCAAGACCGAGAAGAAAAAGGACUCCAAGAGAGAGGACAAGGAUGAUUCGAAAGAAGGCAAUGUUGAAGGAGGAGAUCAGAAAGAAAAGGAGGCUGAAACGAAGUCUGAUAAGACUGUAGAUAAACCUUUUGAACCUGAGGCCGGACAGGAUGCGCCAAAGGAGGGCAAAACUCAAGUUGACGAGAAAUCAGAAAGGACAUCGGAACCAGUAAAGGACGCCGAUUACGGGACCGAGAUUCCAGUGGAAGUCAACAAACCCCUUGACGGCCCUGCCAAUGCAGCGAAGUCAGUGGAAUCGGAAGCUAAACCGUCCGAACCUGGAGUUGAAAUCCCAGUGGAAAUCAACAAAUCACCUGAUGGUCCAGCUCAUCCGGUGUCAAACGAAUCUGCCAUUCCUGAAGAGUCAAAGGCUUCAGUUCAAGAAAAAGAGCAAAAGGAUGCGGAUUACGGUACGGAAAUCCCAGUGGAAGUCAACAAACCACUCGAUGGACCAGCUCAUCCAGCUGAACCGAAGCCGGAAGAUGCUGCCAAAGAUUCCGAAAAGUCUACUGAAAUCCCCGUGGAGAUCAAUAAGCCAUUCGAACCAGUAAAAGAUUCUGAUUACGGUACUGAGAUCCCAGUCGAAGUCAACAAACCUCUGGAUGGCCCGACUCAUGCUGGAAUUUCCGAAAAGGUAGAGGAUGAGAUUCCAAAACAAACUACUAGCCAAUCCGAAGCUUCACCACAAGUUCCAGUUGAGCCAGCGCUCUCUGAAUCUGCUAAAAUCUCAGGUGAAUCCAAGCCAUCAGAAGCACCCAAGGUUGAAGACACUUCCAAACCUCAAGAAGCUCAGAAACCGCAAAUUCCCGUGGCCCAAACCCCUGACGGCGUUGAUCUUCCACCAGCUGAGAAUGAGAGACCAACUGAAGUCGAUGAGCUUGAAAAAACUGGAGCUUUGAGUAAUCAACAACCAAUUAAAUUGGGUUCACUUGGAAAGAAGAGCUUAUGGGAUGGAGAAGAAGGUAAGAAUGCAACGCCAGACGUAAAGAAAGAUAUAGAAGACGGUAAACCAUCAGAAACUACUCCGAAGAGCGGAGAUGGCCCAGUCAAUCUAUCUGAUCUGAGCAAGACAUCACUUCUGGAGCAAAAACCGGACGAAAAACGAGUCGGAGAUGUCCAAACUGCGGCCGUCAAACCUCCAGACAGCCCAGUAAAACCCGGCGAAAUCGGCAGUAAAUUACCCUUGGAUAAAACUCCUGAGGAAAAGAAGGUUGAGAGUGAUCAAGCAGUUGAAAAGAGGGAGAUCAAGACUGAUGAAAGUAUCCCAGUCAAAACUGAAGAAACUCCUCUAAUUCAGACCGCUCCAACUGACUCCAAACCCUCGGAAAACAAGGAUAAUAUCAGCUGGAUUGAGGAGAAACCAACCGAAGAGUUCGUUGUCGCCAAACCUUCUGAAGUUGAACCUUCCUAUGAUAGACCAGCCGAAAGUCCUUCCAAGCUUUCAGAAGCUCCUAAACCAUUGUUAGAACGAGAUGAGAAGGCCGAGACUACCACUGCUCAACCAUCUGGACCAGUCAAACUAGAGGAUCUCGCUAAAAAGCCUCUGAUUGAAGAAGAAAAACCGGAAAAGGUGGAAAAAGUGAACAUUCCAGAUGAUGGUUCCGCUCCAAUCAAGUUGAAUCAACUUGACAAUGAAACUCUGCUCAAUAAGCCAUCUCCAGCCAGCCCAACUGAAUCUAAUGUCAAGGAGAAUUUGGUAGGGUCUGAUGAGCAAAAGAGUGCCGAAGAAACGAAGCCAGGAAUUCCACCGUCAAUUGGAUUCUAUGAGCAGCCAGAAUCAGAAAAAGAGAAGCCUUCGGAAGCACGUGAAACGAAAGAAACCCUGCCAGAAUCUCCAAAGAAAGGAGUCCCUCCAUCCAUAGGAUUCUACGAACCUUCUCCGGAAGACGGAUGGAUAACGGAGCCAGUGGAAUCUGAGGUGAAAAACGUUGAGACACCGGCUAAAAUUGAGGAGAAGGAAUCGCCAGUGGAACCCAGAGUUGAAGAGCCAAAGAAAGAAGAGAUCAGCAACGAUGGAUGGAUCACAGAGCCAGUAGAGGGCGAAAAGAAAGAAGAAGUGAAGGCAGAAGAAAAGAAAGAAGAUAAAGUGGAAAAGAAAGAUGUCACAGCGGAAGAUGGGUGGAUAACAGAGCCAGCUGAGGGGUGGAAGAAAGAGGACGAACCUAAAGGUAAGGGAUACUAGACUGAAAAUGGCCUGAAGUCCAUGGAGAAGAAAACCUCUCGAUAACGACAAAAAAGUAAACGAAGAGUUUUUAUUUUUACAUUUCGUCUUUUGGCAUUACGCAACUUUGAGAAAAAAUAUUUUUUUGGGCAACAGUUUUUUGCCCAAUUGGAUCUUUGGUCGAUUAUGGCCGAACUCUGGGGAAAACGGAUAAAGCUUUGUGAAUGCAAAGAAUAUAACACUUUUCCGACAAUUUUUAUAACUUUUUCACGAAUUCCAUCAAAAGUUUACCAAAAAUCAUUAUUUUGAUACCUAAAAUUGUCCAUAAUCGAUGAAAAAUCGCUUUAAAAAUCCCACUGCUUUGAAAUAGGAAUUUCUCUAACUUCAGAUCUCAAAGCCUCAGCUGAACCUGCCCCAACGACUUCUCCAGCUUCUCAAGAGCCCUCAAAUGACGGGUGGAUUACCGAAACAACAUCUGAAAUACCCAAGCCCGAGGAAUCGAAACCUGAAGAGCCAAAGAAAGAGGUCGUCAGUCAAGAAGGCUGGAUUACAGAGCCCGCCGAGGGUCAGACUAAAACCGAAACCCUCCAAACCAAAGAAGAUCUGCUUAUUCCAGAUGGUGAUAAUAAAGUUGAAGAGGAACGGAAAGGUGUAUCCUUCGAAGAUGGCUCGAGACCUGAGAAAACACAGCCGGCUGGCAAGGAAGUAGGUUUUGCGACCUCAAUUUUAUGUUACACUAGACAUGUUUGCAAGAUUUUUAAUUUUUAUCAAAUUUUGAUCGAUCUUGCAUAAAGUUCACGUUCCACUUUGUCUUUUCCCGAAAAUCCGCUUGUUUCUUUAUGCAUGACGAGCUUUCUCAGGACAUAAAACCCCGGUUUUAUCUGUUUUGACAGGUGUUGCGGAUAAAAAGUUGAUUUUUUUGAAGAUUAAACUCAAAAAAUCCCUAUCAAAUGGGCUUGAAAUUCAAUUCCACUCGAUUUUCUUACCUUCCCAAACGUUUUUUCCAAGAACAGGACUAAAUUUUACAUUGUUGUAGACGGUCCUGGUGUUCCACGAAGCCCGUGCCUUCUCCCCUGCGCCAGAAGAUCCUGCCGCGGCCUUUAAUGUGGCGGAGGCCGGCAAAUCGGAGGCCAAAAUGAGCGAGUCGGAUAAGGAAAAUGCGACGGACUCGGAGAGUCAUCGGCUUCCAAUGGACGGAAGUGAUGUGGAUCUGGACGAAUACGAGAGAAGACUGAUCGCGAACACGAGAGAGGCGCUCGCAUUGGUCGAUAAAUUGUGUAAAGACACUCAGGAACAACAGGAGAGGCGGAGAGCGAGGCAGAGGGAUUACGUGGACCAGGAGAGAAGAGCGCUGAUUGUGGAAGGGUAAGGUGAAUUUAAAGGUUAAUAUCUUGGAGAAAAAUACUCCAAUUUCGUUGAAGUUUUAUUAUUCUUAUCUUGGAUAGGAUAAAAGUAUAGUGUUCAAAAUUUGGACCACAAUUUUUAAGGGCAUCGAAAUUAUCGGCACUUUUUCUCGCCCGAAAUAAUUGCUUUUUCUCGAAAAGGAAGAAGAAAGAUAAGAAAAUGCGUUUUAUCGGAUAGUGACAUUUCGUUUUGAACGAAUCACCAAAAAGGGGCGGGAAAUUUGUUCUUCUAUUUUGGAUUGACGUGCAUCCGAGAUAUCGAUCAAUAUUACACUAAUUUUUUUCAGAAGUGAUCUUGAUGUUGAGACUUUCAAACUGAACCCCGAACUUCUUGAUGAUCCUCAAGGAGUGUUGAUGAUCCCUGGGAAUCGGCUGGUGAUUCUGGACAAUAAACUUGGCCUGACUCUGCUCAAUUUGGAGACCAAGGAAGUGAAAAGGUCACCGAAGCCGGAGGAUUGGAGAGAUUUGGAGCAUGUCUGUUUUAUGAAAUCUCAAAACCAAAUUCUCGUUGUCUAUGAGCAGAAAAUUGAAGGUAUGUGUACUAUGAGUACUGUAAUGUUUAAAUUUUUAGGUGAAUCCGGCUUUAUGAAGUCCCUAGCCCGCUUCGACCUUGAUCUCAAUAUAAUCAGUAAAUGUGAAACGCCCAAGAUUCUCCGCGACAAGCCCGUGCACAAUUGUCGGAUUUGUUAUGUGGAGCAGACCGAUUGUAUCUAUUUGGCGGUGAAUUCACCAAAUAAUUGUUAUCUUUAUGAGCUAAAGGAAUGCAAAGGAACUCCCAGAUGGACCGAGGUUUACAAUAUGCGAGGGAAACAGAUCGCGGAUAUCAGUGUGUUUGCUGUUGUGGGUAAGAAAGUUAUUUUACGUCAUAAAAAAUAUAAUAUUUGCGAUAAUUGAGAAAAAUAUGUCAUCAUGACAUGUCUAGAUUAAAAUUAUGAAAGAAGAUGGCAGAGCGAAGGAUCUGCCUCCAAUUUUGCCCGCUUUUCUUGCGCAACCCUUUUCUUCUCGUUCUUUCCAACCUUUCUCUAACUUCCUCGCCCCAAAAGAGAACCCAUUCGUUUUCCCGGAAAAGGAAAGCAGAGCCGAUCCAGUUUCCACCCUUUCUUUAUCGCUUCUCGGCCUUUUGGCUAAGAUCAAAGUGUAGUAUCUGUUCUUAUCGGUUUAAUCUCCGGUACGACUUCUAUUGAAGUCAUUCGAGAUUAACAGAUUUUUGGGACCAGCGGAGUUGUGAAGGCUUGCCUUCCGCUCGGCACGGGUCGGCCCGGUCUUGCACUGCUUCCGGGAACGGCUCAUAUAUUAUCAUAACAAGCUGAUGAAAUCUUAAAUUUUUAUUGGUUUCUCAGCUUGUGGAGGUGACAUUGAACGUAUCAAAGUAACUUAUCCAUGAAAAAUUGAAUUUCCUAGGCUUUUGAAUGGCUGUUUUUUUUGUUUUGAUAGAGCUUGCUGAUAUUCCAAGGAGUUAUAGUUGAAUUCUAUGGUUUACCAAUCAAACGACUUGAUAUUACCCUUGAAACAUCAAAAUUAUAUUAUCCAUGACAAAAAAAAUUUUUUUUGAUAACUCCUAUUUUUAGGUCCAAUAACUGAGCUUUUGGUGGUCGAAUCCACUCGCCGUCACAUGAUUCUCCUUUGUAUCUACGAAUCCAAUCUAGCCGAGCGAUCGAUGGUUGCUUUUUGCGCCGAACCAGCAGCCAUGGCGAUCGAUGAGAGCCAAAAUGUGAUUGUUUUUGACAGAGCGACGAAUCUGGUCGGUGUUUACUGUAGAUUGCAUUUCCAAAGGAUGCGAGAUUUGUUGGCUAUUGGUCGGGCCAAUUGCCAAUUAUCGGCACAGAACGGAUUCUUGGCCUUGUUGAACAAAUCGGUGAAGGAGCUGAGGAUUUGCAAGUACUGA